GCGCAGACAUUGAAGAUUCACAUGAGGAAACAUUCGGGUGACCGUCCGUACGUCUGUCAUCACUGUGGACUUCAGUUUUAUUCCUCAUCAAAUCUUUUAAGUCAUAGGAACAGUGCUCACAGUGAUUUCCGUGAAUUUCACAAAUGUGAUAUAUGUGAUGCGAGACUAAGCACUUUGGGUAAUUUAAGGGUACACAAAAAAAUAGUCCAUGCUGUUGAAAGACCAUUUACUUGUGAAAUAUGCGGUAAAUCUUUUAAAACACAGAAAUCCCUAGAGCAAGUUCAUGCCAAGGUUCAUUCAGAGGAUUUCCCGUAUAAAUGUGAAUUUACAGAAUGUGGGAAAAUGUUUAAACGUUCAGAAGGUUUAGCGGAUCAUAUGAGGAGACAUAAUAAUGAUAGAAACCAUUUCUGUGAAAAAUGUGGCAAAGGAUUUUAUUCCAAUAAAGAGUUAACGUUGCAUACAAGAACACACACAGGAGAAAAACCUUAUAUGUGUCAGUUAUGUGAUUAUAAAUGUGCACUUGCAGGAAACCUUCGUAAACACAUGAAAACCCAUUCUCAAUCUAAAUCAGCAUUAAGACAGGAAACAACAAUUUACUAUCAGCAGACAACAAAUGGUUUACUCUUUUAAAAAAAACAACAACAACAUCCCACUUUCUAGUCAGUAGAUCACAAAUGUUUGGUUGAUGCAUUACAAC
Molecule: messenger RNA, 697 nt
Organism: Ruditapes philippinarum (Manila clam)
Lineage: Eukaryota; Metazoa; Mollusca; Bivalvia; Venerida; Veneridae
Product: zinc finger protein 675-like
Exons: 2
Coding region: 22-630 (202 amino acids)
Biological process (GO): regulation of transcription by RNA polymerase II
Cellular component (GO): nucleus
Molecular function (GO): RNA polymerase II transcription regulatory region sequence-specific DNA binding; DNA-binding transcription factor activity, RNA polymerase II-specific
Source: RefSeq, a predicted model, not a curated record